Protopterus annectens (West African lungfish) is the source of this 5543-nucleotide messenger RNA. It is a transcript of the gene TLE3, whose product is annotated as TLE family member 3, transcriptional corepressor. The transcript has 20 exons. Lineage: Eukaryota; Metazoa; Chordata; Ceratodontiformes; Protopteridae. The record is from RefSeq and is a predicted model, not a curated record. Bases 851 to 3172 code for a protein of 773 amino acids. Gene Ontology annotation, molecular function: protein binding; transcription corepressor activity. Gene Ontology annotation, biological process: regulation of DNA-templated transcription; negative regulation of canonical Wnt signaling pathway. Gene Ontology annotation, cellular component: nucleus; transcription regulator complex.
AAGCCGUUUGCGGAUUGGCUGUAGUUAGUCCGUAGCUUGGUCUGUGAUUCGGGCUGGGCGUCUCGGGCCCUCGUGUUAUUCGUCACUGGACACUUUGUGUGUGGUAUUUGCGGCAGCAACAGUAAGGUAACAAGGGUUGGAACUACGGUCGGAAAGGAAACGGGCUACGGAGGAAGCUUGUGAGAUCAUCGGCCGGUGAUGGGAACAUCGUUUACGAUUCUACCAGUUUAGAAAGUCGACGGGGACUGUGAUAUUAAAACGGUACUGUACGGAAAGAUACCACACCGGAGAGUCGUUUCCACUUUGGCAGGCUAUUUCAUCACGGAAAAGGGUCACGGUAUUCUUUGACGCUGUUGUUAGGCAUUACGGUACUCGGGAGUUGUUCUGUAGGGGGCUUUUAGUAGCACGGGCUUUGGAUAAUAACGUCGGGAAGGGCAGGCGGACCCCGCCAUAGCCCAUGAAAGGAGGGCAUCAUGCGUGUGAGAAGGUGGCUUGGAUGUUAAACCAUAAUAUAUAUACUAUGGCAGCGAUCCGGAUUCUUACAGAAUAUUGUAUGGCUGACUUGCUCUUGGUUUCAGUGUUUUUGGGUUCGAAACCUUGCUUCGUCUAAGGGACGAUCCGGCUUGCAGGUUCAUGGUUUUAGUGUGUUGUUUUUUUGACUCCUUGUUGAUCCUGGGAGACGCUUGGGCUGCACCCAUCUGGAUUGCUCCUGUACCUGAUCGCUGGCGUCGAGGUUGGAUUCGUUUCUUUGUUCCACUUGUCUUUCUGGGAAAGUGCCUUGGCUUGUCUGGUUGGAUUUAUACUUGAGUGGAUUCAGUCUUAAUUCAGGAAGGGGAUCCCGUUCCAGACAAUGUACCCACAAGGAAGGCACCCGGCUCCUCACCAACCGGGACAGCCAGGCUUUAAGUUCACUGUGGCAGAGUCUUGCGAUAGAAUUAAAGACGAGUUUCAGUUUUUGCAAGCACAGUAUCACAGUCUCAAGGUGGAGUACGACAAACUGGCAAAUGAAAAGACAGAGAUGCAACGACAUUACGUUAUGUAUUACGAAAUGUCGUAUGGGCUGAAUAUUGAAAUGCACAAACAGACCGAGAUUGCCAAGAGGUUGAACACAAUUUUAGCUCAGAUCAUGCCCUUUCUGUCACAAGAGCACCAGCAGCAAGUAGCCCAGGCUGUUGAGCGUGCCAAACAGGUAACAAUGACUGAGCUGAAUGCCAUCAUCGGGGUACGUGGACUUCCCAACCUGCCUCUUACCCAGCAGCAGCUCCAGGCCCAACAUCUCACACAUGCUGCUACCCAUGGUCCUCCUGUCCAGUUGCCACCACACCCUUCUAGCCUGCAACCCCCAGGAAUCCCCCCUGUGGCUGGCAGUGGCUCAGGUCUGCUUGCACUUGGGGCACUUGGCAGUCAGGCACAUCUGUCGGUAAAAGACGAGAAGAACCACCAUGACCUCGACCACAGAGAACGAGAAUCGAGUACAAAUAAUUCAGUCUCCCCAUCUGACAGCCUGAGAGCGAAUGAAAAACACAGGAGCUCCUCUGACUAUAGCAUUGAUACAAAGAAACGAAAAGUAGAGGAAAAAGACAGCCUAAGUCGAUACGAUAGUGAUGGGGACAAGAGCGAUGACCUAGUGGUGGAUGUCUCUAAUGAGGACCCAGCCACACCACGCGUUAGCCCAGCACACUCCCCACCUGAAAAUGGUCUAGAUAAAUCAAGGGUGCUGAAAAAGGACGCUCCAAACAGUCCAGCCUCUGUGGCCUCUUCCAGCAGUACACCUUCUUCAAAGACCAAAGAUCUCGGCCAUAAUGACAAGUCGUCAACUCCAGGAUUGAAAUCAAAUACGCCAACCCCUAGAAAUGAUGCUCCUACUCCGGGGACAAGUACAACUCCAGGGCUCCGGCCUAUUUUGAAUAAAGCUGCAGGCAUAGAUUCACUGGCACCAGCAUUGAGGGCACCAAUUUCUCUGGCUAGUUCUUAUGGACCUCCAUUUACAAUGAUGGGACACCAUGAAAUGAAUGGUUCUCUGACCAGCCCCGGGGCCUACACAGGACUUCACAGCAUGUCCCCGCAGAUGACUGCUUAUAGCCGAACUCCUAUGGUGAGCUUUGGACCUGUUGGCUUUGAGGCACAUGCUCACAUGCGUGCUCCAGGGCUUUCUGCAAGUUUAGCAUCUGUCUCUGGUGGUGGAAAACCGGCUUAUUCUUUUCUUGUCAACGCAGAUGGUCAGAUGCUGCCUGUACCGUUUCCUGCUGAUGCCUUAAUCGGGCAAGGCAUACCUCGUCAUGCCAGGCAAAUAAAUACGCUUAGCCAUGGAGAGGUGGUAUGUGCUGUUACCAUUAGCAACCCAACACGACAUGUGUACACUGGUGGGAAAGGAUGUGUGAAAAUCUGGGACAUCAGCCAGCCUGGGAGCAAAAGCCCGAUUUCACAGUUGGAUUGUCUGAAUAGGGAAAACUACAUUCGCUCCUGCAAACUGCUUCCUGAUGGACGUACCCUAAUAGUUGGAGGAGAAGCAAGUACACUUACAAUCUGGGAUCUUGCCUCUCCAACGCCCAGGAUUAAAGCUGAACUGACUUCCUCUGCACCUGCUUGUUAUGCACUUGCAAUCAGCCCAGAUGCAAAAGUCUGCUUUUCUUGCUGCAGUGAUGGUAACAUCGCAGUGUGGGAUCUGCACAAUCAAACACUUGUUAGACAAUUCCAGGGACACACAGAUGGUGCAAGUUGUAUAGAUAUCUCUCACGAUGGGACCAAGUUGUGGACAGGUGGUCUGGACAAUACUGUGCGUUCUUGGGACCUGCGAGAAGGCAGACAGUUACAGCAACAUGACUUUGCUUCUCAGAUCUUCUCUUUGGGCUACUGUCCAACUGGUGAGUGGUUGGCGGUGGGAAUGGAGAGUAGUAAUGUGGAAGUGCUUCAUCAUACCAAGCCUGAUAAAUACCAACUUCACUUGCACGAAAGCUGCGUCCUUUCAUUAAAAUUUGCCUAUUGUGGGAAGUGGUUUGUUAGCACUGGUAAAGACAACCUUCUCAAUGCUUGGAGGACACCAUAUGGAGCUAGCAUAUUCCAGUCGAAGGAAUCUUCUUCUGUCUUAAGCUGCGAUAUUUCAGCAGAUGACAAAUACAUUGUAACAGGCUCUGGUGACAAGAAGGCUACUGUCUAUGAGGUUAUCUAUUGAAGAUAGAGUUGCAGACUGUCCUUUUCUCCAAAUCAGAGUCUGUCUUGGUAGCUGAUGCACAUUAAACCGGCAGAAAUCUUGUGCUCACAGAAAAACAUUCAGAAGUGCAUUCAGGCUGUUUUAUUUGCCAAUUGUCUGGCUCUUAUGGACAUUCAGGGUUCUUUGUACAGUACAGACAGAACUGUUUUCAUCAGUCUGAAAGGAUGGUUAACUUUUGAAUCUGCUCCAUUCAUAUGGAUCUGUGAACAGACGUCGGGUGAGUUUGUGGUUAAAACAAAGCUCAGCUACUUUCAAAAGUAAUUUCAUCUACUUUUGUUCAGCACUGUGGUGGAUAAAUUUUAUUUUUUUUUUUAAUCUCAAAAUAUUCUUGAAUAAAUAAUGGAGCAGAGCUUCAUUAAGACUUUUGGGUAUUUCCCAUGACUUGUGAAUAUUGUAAAUACAAAAGUAGCAAAAUAGAUUUUUUUACAUCCAUGCUGGUACACUAGAUGUGUAUUUUAUUGUCUGCUGUAUUUGUUCUCUGUGGGGGUAGUGAAUGGGUUUGGUCAGUUCCCAUGUUCCUGCGUGGCAAGCUGUGACAACUGAUCCUCGCACUAGUGAUGGCCAAUACAGUAUCUUCUGCCAGAACUAAACCACACGCUAUUUCCUAAACUUUUUUUGUGGAAAAGUGAAAACUAAUUGUGAGCCACUGUGCAGACUGAAUUCAGUGGGCUGAAGCAGCUUUAGAACUGAUAGCAUCAAGUAGAUCAGUUGACUAUCUUUGUGUUUGGAUCAUGCGGUAUGGAAUGUAAUGACUUGUUAUGCAGAUCUUUUUUGAUGAUGCUUUUUGAUGGAAAAAUGAAAAAUCAUUUAAGUAUUAAUUCUGCUCAGGGAGCAACUCUGUGUUUAUGUGAAGAUUUGUAGUCCUGUCUAAUAUCUCAACGUUACAGAAAAGUGGGUUUAAAUAAUUAUUGUUCAGUUUUAAUUUGGUUUAUUGUAGAGCUUGUAAAUAUGUAGACUGAUGUCUAUUUUUUUUAUACAUCUGUUGGAGUAGAAGAAAAAGUACUUCCACAGAGAAGCCCUAAACAUAAAUUCAUUUUAUACAGAGACUAAAAUAAAUGAAUAAAACCAUUUUGGACAUUAACCUUAUGGAAAUUAUUCCAUUAGUAGAGAUCAAGAUUGUCUACUUUUUAAAUGGUGAAUAAAAUCCUUUAUUUUUUUCCCUUUGCAAUGAGUGCUCUAGAAAAAAAAGUUAAAGUAAUUUUCACAUGAAGAACUAGUGGGUGAGGAAAGUAAAGUUCUUUCUUAAUACAUCAGCCAACCCAGCGAGCAAAAGUAGUGCCUCACAGUAACAGACAGACCACCUUUGACGACACUUUAUUUGCCAAUAUUGACUGUUUUGCCCACUGUACUCUGUUAAUUAGAACUUUCUUCUUUCCUAAAUUUGGAUGCUUUUAAGGUUAAGAAAUGGUUUAUGCACUGUGCUUGUUUAUCCUGUAUUAAGACCGUGAAGGGUCAUGUUCUUAAAGGAAAACAUUUUUUUUGCUGUCACUCCAAAGGGCUUUGUUGGUUAUUAAACAUAAAUUGUGUUAUUUUUGAUCCUGAAGCUGCACUAACCAGAAUUACAAGAGUUGAUUUUUUUCCAGAGAAAAAGAAUUAUAGUUUUGUUUACUUUAAAUAAACCUAUAGAGAUGAGAUUUACUAAAGAGCUUAAAGUUUUAGUUAAAUUUUCUGUAACAGACUACCUUUUCAAUGUAACUGUAUUGUUUUAAGAGUAUGUUUUACAAGCUGGUGCUUGGAUCCGAAUGGGCCUGCUACUAGCAUAGCAGCUUAUUACAUGGGAAGGGUGUUACAAGUCUUAACAUUGUCAACUUUGCACCAAAGUAUGUAGCAGUUCUUUGUGUUCACUGAUAUGUACAGUUGUUAAUAAUUCAAUAAACUGUUUUUUUUUUGUUUUGUAAAAAUAAAUAACUACAUUUGAAAUACUUCAGUUAAGCAGUAGUUUGCAGGUAGAUGAGGCACAGCUGUCACUGUUGUAUAUUUUAGUAGUUUGAACAGUGAUAAUGUUGGCAGUGCUGUGUGUCUUACUAAAGGAAAACUAUAUGCAGUUGUUUUACUUUUUUUCAUGUAAUUUUUGUCUAUAGAGUUCAGUUUGGUGGCAGAGUUUUAAUUUAUCUUCUUGCAUAUUUGUAAUGUUUUCAUGUUGCUUUCCUAAAAAAAUAGCAGUACUUGUUAAUUGGUGAAAUGUUAUAAUUUAUAUAUUUCUGUGUAUGUAUUUCUAACAAUUAUACAUACAUUUUUUAUUUUGUUAAGAUGUCUUCAGACAGCUUUUAUACUUAAUUUUAUAAGUAAGUUCUUAAUGUCAUUAAAGAUCGGCACCAGUAUCUAUGUGAAA